Messenger RNA from Aspergillus campestris IBT 28561, 1223 nucleotides. RefSeq names its product putative MYB family conidiophore development protein FlbD (gene flbD). Gene Ontology annotation, cellular component: nucleus. Gene Ontology annotation, biological process: positive regulation of transcription by RNA polymerase II; mitotic cell cycle. The transcript has 2 exons. Gene Ontology annotation, molecular function: DNA-binding transcription factor activity, RNA polymerase II-specific; RNA polymerase II cis-regulatory region sequence-specific DNA binding. Lineage: Eukaryota; Fungi; Ascomycota; Eurotiomycetes; Eurotiales; Aspergillaceae. Bases 200 to 1156 code for a protein of 318 amino acids. The record is from RefSeq and is a predicted model, not a curated record.
GUCCAUACUACUUCCUCCUCAUUUUCACUCUUCCACCUACCAGACUAUACUCGUCCUCUUCCAGCCACCUACUCCCAUACCCGAAAGAGACCUCAACUCUACUACCGCUUCUCCCCGUGGUUAGCUUUCAAGUGCGCUAAUUACACGCACUCACUCCUACUACUAUCCACGAAUAAACUGCCACUUUAUCUUAUAUACAAUGGCCCCCGCUCAUCGCAGAGGACCUUGGGUUCCCGAGGAAGACCAGCUCCUCCUUCAACUGGUUCGCGAACAGGGCCCCAACAACUGGGUCCGCAUCUCACAGCACAUGCACUACCGGUCUCCCAAGCAAUGUCGGGAGCGUUUUCACCAAAACCUGAAGCCGUCUCUGAACCGUGAGCCCAUCUCCGCCGAGGAGGGGCUGAUGAUCGAGCGCAUGGUCAACGAGAUGGGAAAGCGCUGGGCCGAGAUCGCACGACGACUGGGCAACCGCAGCGACAACGCCGUGAAGAACUGGUGGAACGGCAGCAUGAACCGCAAGAGGAGAGGUCUCCCGACUAGCCCUCACCAUUCCGCCUCCCGCACCUACAACGGCCGCAUCGAAGCCCCGUAUACGCGGGCCUCGAUGGGCAUGAGCAGCCCGACCAGCCAGUCUCGUUUCUCGCCCAUCUCCAACAGCCGCCCCCUCAGCUCGUGGAAGUCCUCCUCGCGCCGGGGCUCUUGCUCGACCGCCUCGGUCGACUGUCCCCCGCAGUUGACCCCGAUCUAUACCCUUCCCGCCCUCAACCGCCCCAUCGAGACCCCUCUGACCUCCCCUGCCUUCUCCGAAUCCUCCAACACCCUCUCCAUCGAGCCACCUUCCAUGAUCUCCGACCACAAUUCCGUCUCCUCCGCCUCUCCCCGAACCGUCUCCUCUCCUCAGCUGCUGCCGCUCCCCCGUCAACACUAUGGCGAAUUCCGCAAGCACAGCGACGACCUAUACUACAGCGGGUAUCAACUGCCGAAACCCCUGGAGCCUUGUUCCGAGUUCUCUCUGAAGCAGCGGUGGAUCGCGGAUCACCAAGCCUGGAACCGUCCCUCCACCCCGUUAUCACAGCCCUGGCAUGCCCAUCCCGAGCCUGCGCGGCCUGAGUCGUCGCGGGAUUCCCGGAUGGGCCUGGAUGCGCUUUUGAAUUAACGGCGAUGGUUUCCUAUCGCUUGAUGACCGUAUGAAUUUCCUUGCCUGUGCUACUACUUUUUCUUGU